Molecule: messenger RNA, 6613 nt
Organism: Gigantopelta aegis
Lineage: Eukaryota; Metazoa; Mollusca; Gastropoda; Neomphalida; Peltospiridae
Product: actin-associated protein FAM107A-like
Exons: 6
Coding region: 588-1367 (259 amino acids)
Molecular function (GO): protein binding
Source: RefSeq, a predicted model, not a curated record
CAUAAUGUUAUUAGCAUUCUCUGAAUCCAUUUCAUCAGUAGCAUAUUUUAUUAAUAGUACAGUACACCUGCAGUUUUUUCAAUUACCUAACUAGCAGCUGGUAUUGGUAGUGAUUUAGCUGGGCAGAUCACAGUUUUAUCUUUUCAAUUGUGGACUGUUAAAAGUGUAGUUGUCACAGUUCUCACGGUUAGUUCAAAAAGGGGUCACUAGAUGUACCCCUGAUUUGUUUACUGGUAAUGUAGCUCUUUGUGGCUUUAAAAUAUGUGUUACGCAUUCCAGGAAGUACAGUUUCCUAUAGCCCUAAAGAAAACAUUUCGAUAGUAGUUACUGGUACAUAUACUGGACUGGAUAUACUGGACAUAUAUAUUUACUUAUACUUUGUGGUCUUUGUGCAGAAACCAGUUUUACAGUGUCUCUGUGCAGGGAAUGGAAUGUCCUCAUCUGUAUAGUUAUAUUCAUAUUUACCAAUAAUCAGCCAUGUGUUUAUUCACUCUCAUGGAGUGAGGAGAGUGAUACUUAGACGUUGAUUCAGUGAUAAUUACUAUUAGCAUGCUUUUAGAUACUGUGUAUAGUUGAGCUGCUUCAUAAUGCAGGCUUACUACAUAGGCAAAAUUGAGAAUCCACCUGCUAAACCAGAUGGUGACAUAUUGGAAAAGUUUCAUAAUCUGGAUCAGCAGGAGAAAGCUUUGAAACAUUUUGCUGACAUAAAGAACAUGAAUACAGAACAAGAGCAACUAAGUCCAGAAACCCCACUUCCUGACUAUUACACAGACCAGUCACCUGAUGACAGUUCUAUGCUGUUUGUGAAGCGUUUUUCAAAUAUAAUGUCCAGUAUACAGUCAAUAGAUGACAUGUAUCCAGAAAUCCCUGAGCCUGACUACCUGAAUGAUGAUGAUAAAUCAAGUGACUUGUUUCCUCCUCCUCCUCCUCCGCUGGCCCUUCAAGGCAUUGGCAACACUGGGGAGCAAGCUGUCAAAAGUCCAACCAGUCCUGGCCCUGGAGACGAACUGCUCAUUCAACCCAGAAAACUAUCAAAUCCGUGCAUGGAGUCAAGGGAGCGGCAGGCUUUACACAAAGAACUUCUUUAUAAUUACAAACUAGGAAAAAAUGUUUUACAAAAACCAGAACUGGAUAAAGUUCUUGAAAAAAGAAAAGAAAGUCAGCGCAUUCGUGAAUGGGACGAGCAGAAGACAACUAAUAAACGGACCAGCUUGGAAAUGAAGUUGGAAGAAAGAGCAGCUAAAGUGCAACAGGAUGAAGUAAAGUCCAUGCAGCCAAUAGACGAAAACCUGGAAGCACAGAACACUCCUGAAUUCCUCAAAAUGCACAGGAGAAUAACUGUGAAAUCAAAGAAUGAGAAUUUGUAAACUUGUGUAUUUGCAUGGUGUCCAGUAACAUGACUUUCUCAGGCCAUCAUAAAGUUGAUACACACUGAACCUCUUUACUUAAACCCAGCUUAGGGUAAACUUGACUGUAUUUAUUUAGCAUCCCACAAUACAGUUUAUGCAGCAAGUUUUGCGUGAAUGUAAUUUAAGUUUAUGUGGUGGUUGUAUUUAAAAUUCUCUCUCUCUCUCUCUGCCAAUAUUCUGUCCAUCAUUCCAUUAGUCUGUGUUUAGCUAGCAAAACUUACAGUAACUAGUGUGGUGACUAUUUACCAAUAGGUAUAAUGCCAAAAUGGUACCUUGAGAAUUAAUUGAAUCCAGUUUUGUCAGAUUAUAUAAUUAUAUAAUUGGUAUUCUUUGAUUUAUUUUAUGAAUGUGUGAAAAUAUAAUUUCUUUAAUCAGUGAGUACUUUCACAUAUUUCAUAUUAAUGUAUAUAAUAAUCUGAUGUCUUCCAUUAUAUCCAAUAUUUUUUAUUUGACCAGAAUGUUUUAUAAAUUAUGCAGACAGCCAUGAGAGAUACACUUGUGGGUAAAAAUGAUUUGAUAUUGUCCAAAAUAUUUUUUACCUAGGUCUCUGGUCUGAAGGCAGAAUAUACGCACAUGUACAGUAUACAUGUACAGACAUAAAAUGCAUUUAACAAACAAAAAUAUAUUUAUUUAUUUUUGUUUUAUAAGGCUAAAGUUUAUUCAAAUAUAAAUAUACUGUCGUCUUUGAGUGUCGGCACACUAUAUUAAAAAUCCAUAGUUCUAUAAACUGACAGUAAUAAUCUGUAGUCCCAUUCAUUUGUACGUAUUGAUUCAGAAAUUAAUUCAGUUAACACUGUGAGUCAUAAGAAAAUAUGUUGACAUAAUUUUUUGCGGUUAAAUACAAAAUUACAGGACCAUAUAUACUUAGCAAUGAACAAAAUAAACUUAAUGCAUGCAUGUAUGAGAAAAAACUCCACAUUUUCAAAUUAUUUACAGAUUGAUUCUUGUAUGAUUCAUGUAAUUGUUUACAUUUGUUUAUUAUCUUAAUCAUUUUUCAAAUGCAUUGUAGAUGUUGGUCUUGAAAUUGUAAUAAUGUUUUGAAUUAGUAAAGGAGUCUAAUAAACAUAUGAUUGUACCAUCUGUGAAAAAAUUACAGAUGUGGCCCAACAGCGUUCACAGAAAACAUUUAAAAUGACUUAGAAUUUCAAUGUUAUGUACAUUGUUUGGACACCUGUUUGUUUUAAUAGUUAGCAACAUGCAAGCUUUGAUUAUUUUAUCAAAAGCAUUGUGUAUUUCUUUUGAUCAUCUGUGUAUUUUAUUUUAAUGAUGAAAUGAUAGUUUGACUAUAUUUUUUAAAAUUUAACUUUUAAAAAUAGGAACAUAGUUUCUGUUUUAGUCAGUUAUAUAACAAUUCAAGAUUCCAGUUGUCACAUAUGUCUUUAAGCCGAAAUAUGUAAGCAUCAUAGUCUAAUAAUCACUGGCUAUCAAAAAUAAUUUGCUAUUUUUCAUCAAGGGUACCCUUUUUUACAUACACUUGUACCUUGUGAUGUUUAAUAAUUUAAUUCCACUAAGGAAUUAAGUUACCUUUUGCAGUUACUGAAGGGGGAAAAACAGUUUAUUAAUGUAAUAACUAUUUUUGCAAAUUGAAUAAAUUUAUAUAUUUUGAGAGAAAGAAAAAUAGUUUUGUUAAUUGAACUUUUCAUAUUUUCAACAUCUUUUCCAAAACUACUUUACCAAUUGUAACCAAAUUUAUAGAGAAGGUUCCUUGGCAUAUGAAGAAACAAAUGUGUGGAUUUGUUCAUUCUGAUGUCCAAGGGGCCUGAGGGCAGGGUGUAAAAGAAAGAAAAAAGAAAAAAAAAUUACUUUCUCUUCCAGAAAUGCUAUAACCAGAUAGUCUUCAUAUAUGUAAAGGUUAACAAAUGGUUUAUAUAAAUUUGUUAACACCCCAUUUAGUAGUUGUUUACAAAAAUAUAUUUAAACCAAUUUUGUUGACUUCUCCAAAAUGACUUGACCAAUUCCAGUCAAAUUUAGUUUGAAACUGCCUUGGCACAUGGAGACACCAAUUUGUGAAUUUGGUCAUUCAGACCUCUCUCUCUCUCUCUCCACCCCCCCCACCCCCACCCCCCAUGGGCCUGAAGGAAAUUAAGUCAGUUUUCUACUUCCAGAAAUGUUAUAACUGAAUAGUCUUCAUAUAUGUAAAGGUCAAUAGAUGGCUCAUCUCUGUCAUUAUUGUUGGGCCCCCGCCCCAUUUGUCCUCUGGGAGGGGGUGAAGUUUACUAUAUACCUGUAGUUACAUAGAGAAAUGCAUUUAAACUGUUAUUUCUUUGACUUAUUCUUCAAAACUUCUUUACCAAUUCCAACCAAAUUUGUGGGGAAGCUACCUUAGCACAUGGAAAAACAUAUUUGUGAAUUUGAUUAUCUGAUCCAUAGUGAUUUGAUUGGUGAGACCCAAAAGAGAAAAAUUAAACCAAUUUAAAAAAAAGUCUUCGAACCAAAUUUUGUUGCAAGCUACUUAAAAUAGCAAAGAAGAUGAAAAGAAAUAUAACUUAUUUACCGGGUAAUGAUAAUUACUCUUAAAAUGAAAUGAAGAAAAUAUGUAAGAAAAACAAAACAAAUACAACAGCAACAAGUAGUCAAAUAAAUUUCAAUAAACACCAAAACAGCUCUUGUCAUAUAUUUGGUCUGAAGACAAAAUGUACGGUGAAUUAACAAAAAUAAACAAUGAUCUGUUGUGGAUGAAUUGUCCUAAGUAAUCAAUUGUUUACAUUCAGCUUCUGAUUCGCUUUUAUUUGUAGAUUGAUGAAUCAUGGGUCAUUUCAAGAAUACUGAAUGCUUUUACAAAACAUUAAACCAAACCCAUUGGCCUCAGAGUGGGGUGAAAGCUACGGGAUUUAUGAGGUUUUGCCAAGUUGUCACUGAUGGAAGUGUGAUCUAAUUUCAGUGUGAUUGUUCACAUUACUUGUUGCCUUUCAAUGUGUCGACCAAAGUGAGUUGUUCAGUGUUAUAUAAAACUCUCUUGUCACUUAUUUUAAACACCACGAUGUGCACUAUCCAUGUUAGGUUGUUCCAUGAUAUUCUUCCUGAUAUAUACUGAACUGUCACAGUGAAUACUUAUGAACCUUUCCCAUGGAAUGCCUUUACAUGGAAUUGGAAUUUCUUUAUUAUUAUAUUAAGUAGUAACAGCAUAUAUAUAUAUAUAUAUAUAUAUAUACACAUACACAUACACAUACACAUACACAUACACAUACACAUAUAUACAUACAUGCACACACAUGUUACAGGAAAUAUGUAUAAUUCCUGAAAAUUUAAGAAAAUAUGUGUAAUUUCUGAUUUACUCAGGAAAUAUGUGUUAUUUUUGAAAAUUCCAGGAAUUACACAUAUUUCCUGAAAUCAUUCUGACUAGAAAACCAGUAGUAUCAUGUCUGGCAUGAAAUGAGAACAGCAAUAUGUUUCAAAAAAAAAAAAAGGUACAUGUAGGAUAGGUCAGUUUUAUAUAUUCUAUUUUUUGUAUUAUUAUUUUUAAAAAGUUAUUAAAUGUUUUUAAUUUUCUUGUUUUUAAUACUAAAUUCACGCUUAAGGGUCCAGAUAAAAUGUUUUGUAGGUACACUUUAUACCUACAUAUUAAUAAAAAUAUUAAUAAAAAUAAAUCGAAAUUAAAAAAAAAAAAUAGUUAAAAAAAAUAACAUAUCCCUCAAAAAUAGGGUGAUCCUUUUUGUUUUCUGGAUAAGGUUUUGUUCCCAGAAACACUGUUUUUGGUGCUUUACUGUAACUUCAUUUUAAAUUUAAAAUUGUAAAUGCCAAAUGCGCAGUGGAAAUUAAUUUUAAUUUGUGUAAAAACACUUGUAACAAUGUUAAUUAUUACUGUGACCAGUCCAUUUGUCAGUAAAUGUAUGAAUGAAUAUUCUGAAUGUAACCUUGAGCAGGGAGGCAUAUGUCUUCUCUCGGUUGUUUGAUUAUUGCCUUUGAAAAACACACUUUGAAUUGCUUGCUGUUGCUCUGAAGCUCACACCUUAUGACAUCAGGUGUUGUGGCCACCAUGUUUAUGGGAAGAGUCUAGUGAUUAAUUUAAAACAACAGUUGACGUGUACUCAGAUCUGCUGCAUUUCAGGCAUAUAAACAUAGAUGCCUCAUUUUGUAUGGAUUUGUUUUUAAAAAAAUUCAUGUGUUCACUCUGGUUUGCAUUUUAGUUUAUAUCACUGUUAUUUUUACUAAUAUACAUGUAUGUGGGAUGCAGAGCACAACUUUCUGAUUCUCAUUUUUGAUGUGGUUUAGGAAGAUUUAAAACAAAUGAAGUUUUGACAGUAUAACAAGGUUUUUCAUCUACCAUCAAAGGAUUAUUUUAGAUCACAUAAAUAUGUUAGAAAUAAAUAUGUUAGAAAUAUAUUUCUAACUAAUAAAAUCUACAUUCAUCUUCAGCAUGAUGAACUAAUGCAGAUAGAAGUAGCCUCCAACAAGCUGUUUAAUACAGUCAGAUCUCAUUAGAUCAACCAUGUUUGCAGUCCCUUUGGCCAUUUUGUUGUUAUAUUUAAUUUGUCGUUGUAGCAAAUUUGUCCUUUUCCAUAAUGAUUGACAUAAGCCAAAAUACUGCUUAAUAGUUAUUUAAUAGCACAAUUAAAAUAGAAGGCUGAACAGCAUUUAAAUAAUUAAUGCUUUGCAGUUAUUAUCAAAAACACAUGAAAAAGGUACAUGAAUAUGUAAUAAAAUAUGUUUUAAAAAAGCAUUAUUACCCCAGCAGCCACUCUUAAGGGCCUGCUACAUGAUACGAUAGAACAGGACCGAGUCACUCGUACGAGUCAAUCGCACAAGUCAAUCGGACCGAUUGAAUCAGACGUGUUGCCACACAGUACUUGUCAAUCGUAUGAAACGUGACGUCAUUGAAAAAUAUCCUUGCUGUAACCAUGGUAAACAAUGUCGUGUAUUGAUAAGAAGGCGGCUGUCGUAACGUCUCUGUAUUUAUAUAAAUGAUUAGACACACCCCACAAAGAGUUGUGCCCCUGCUACAACUCUAUGAGCUGUUGGGUCUGUACCGAUGACAAGCGAACAGAGUUUUCCGCCAUUACACUCAGAACGUCGACGUUAUCUGCGCCACAAUCUGAUUGGUCAACGUACCCAAAUGUCUGAUUCAAUCGUAUGAAAAUAGAACAAGUUCUAAACUUCGACUCGUACAAGUGACUCGGGCCGAUUUAAUCGUAUGACAUGCCACACGUUACAAUAUGCUUGUUGGCGUUGCAAUCCGAGUCACUCGUAUCGUGUAGCAGGGCCUU